Molecule: messenger RNA, 2066 nt
Organism: Salvelinus sp. IW2-2015
Lineage: Eukaryota; Metazoa; Chordata; Actinopteri; Salmoniformes; Salmonidae
Product: PR domain zinc finger protein 12-like
Biological process (GO): regulation of gene expression; neurogenesis
Cellular component (GO): nucleus
Molecular function (GO): histone methyltransferase binding
Source: RefSeq, a predicted model, not a curated record
CCAGCCACAUAGCCUACUGUAUAAAGAGGACCCUCACUGAGAAAGGACGGAACAUUUUCCAACCAGCCGUCUCACGGGAGGGAAUAUCCACUUUACAUUUAGAGGCUUUCAUAUCUGACACGGUUUGCAGUAGUUUGCGAGAUGGGCUCGGUAUUACCCGCAGAGGCUUUAGCCCUAAAGUCUGUAUUUAAAUGUCAGAGUCGGUCCUUGUCUGACAUUAUCACGUCAGACAUUCUGCACAGUUUCUUGUAUGGAAGGUGGAGAAAUGUGAUCGGGGAGCAUCUGAUGGAGGAUAGACAGAGUAGCAUCAGUCCCAAGACAGCCUUCACAGCUGAGGUCCUCGCGCAGUCCUUCGCCGGAGAGGUCCAGAAGCUCUCCAGCCUGGUGCUGCCCAGUGAGGUGAUCAUUGCCCAGAGCUCUAUCCCUGGCGAGGGCCUGGGCAUUUUCUCCAAGACCUGGAUCAAGGCGGGCACAGAGAUGGGUCCGUUCACUGGCAGGGUAAUCUCCCCUGAGCACGUAGACCUGCUCAAGAACAACAACCUCAUGUGGGAGGUGUUCAACGGGGACGGCACGGUGCGCUACUUCAUUGAUGCCAGCCAGGAGGACCAUCGCAGCUGGAUGACCUAUAUCAAGUGUGCACGCAACGAACAGGAGCAGAACCUGGAGGUGGUGCAGAUCGGCAGCAGCAUCUUCUACAGAGCUGCAGAGACUAUCCCUCCAGACCAGGAGCUGCUGGUGUGGUAUGGAAACUCCCACAACACCUUCCUUGGUAUUCCCGGCGUUCCCGGUACUGAGGAGCAUCAGAGAAAGAGCCGGAAUGAGGACUCUCACUCCUGUGACGGCUCUUUAUCGUGCUCCCCCUCCUCCUCUUCUUCCCCGUCUGUGACCAGCCGCAUGCGCUGCGUCAUCUGCCACCGGGGCUUCAACUCUCGUAGCAACCUGCGCUCCCACAUGCGCAUCCACACCCUGGACAAGCCGUUCAUCUGCCGCUUCUGCAACCGCCGCUUCAGCCAGUCGUCCACCUUGCGCAACCACGUGCGACUGCACACCGGAGAGCGCCCCUACAAGUGCCACGUGUGCCAGAGCGCCUACUCCCAACUGGCAGGGCUGCGGGCACACCAGAAGAGUGCCAGGCACAGACCAGGGGCGGCGGGCGCAGACACUGCCUCCCAAGUCUCACCUCCUCCCCCACCGAUCAACAGGCUGUCCCAACACCAGGUCCCCCUGGUUCACCAUAUCCCCACCAUGGUGCUAUGAUAGCAGAGAGGAGAGAGAGACACUUGCUAAUACAAACUACACUUUACCCAUGCACACCUGGGUCACAGGUUGCGCUCUCUCUCUCUCUCUCGCAGAGGAUGGGCAGCCACUGUUUGCUCGUAUGGCAGGCAUUGCAAUAACUUUGUGUUGUGCCAGAGAGUGUGAUUGGGUGUAUGCCUGGUGGGUUGAACUGAUGGUACAGACAUUCUUAAAUACUUUUUACUGGUUGCCUUAUUUACAAUCUAGUCUCCUUAGACUUACUGGAUAUUAUGUUUGUAAUUCUCACAAAAAAGGUCUCAUGUAGAGGGUCAACUGUUAGUAGAGUCAACUGUUCUACUAGUGCCUGCUCAAAGAACCUGAACAAAGGACUGAAUGUUGGUUUCAAGAGUAUUUUGAGAGUAACUGUCCGUUUAUCUUUGUUUGUAUACUCAAAACAGUAUUGCAAGGACGCAGGAGACCAAAGGAAAUAGUUUUCUAUUCUAGUCAAUAAUUCAAUUGGUAAAGACAAGUACUCUGUAUUUCAGAUAAUUAUGUUUUACCAUAACAGAUUAAGUUUUUGGAUGGUUCUGUCAUGAAUUCAACUUUACAUCCUGUCAUCUUAGCCCCACCAACUCAGGGAGAAGGUUGCUUGAAUAGUAAAGUAGCAAAGGAGAAUUCAAAUGAAAUAUACAGUAUGUAGAAAUUGGAGAGCAGCAGUGUACUUUCAUUUCAGCCUUAUCAAAAUUUGACACUGUGUAAUAGACACUUUAUUUCUGUAUAUUCAUGUAAAGCAUUGUGUAAUUCUGAACUGUAUGUGAAUGUAAAUACAU